Messenger RNA from Eubalaena glacialis (North Atlantic right whale), 8815 nucleotides. RefSeq names its product cyclin dependent kinase 12 (gene CDK12). Bases 32 to 4225 code for a protein of 1397 amino acids. The record is from RefSeq and is a predicted model, not a curated record. Gene Ontology annotation, biological process: positive regulation of transcription elongation by RNA polymerase II; protein phosphorylation; transcription elongation by RNA polymerase II. Gene Ontology annotation, molecular function: RNA polymerase II CTD heptapeptide repeat kinase activity; ATP binding; cyclin binding. NCBI's taxonomy places the organism in Eukaryota, Metazoa, Chordata, Mammalia, Artiodactyla, Balaenidae. The transcript is spliced from 18 exons. Gene Ontology annotation, cellular component: cyclin/CDK positive transcription elongation factor complex; nucleus.
UUUUCCCCUUUUUGAGGCCAGGGGAAAGGGAAUGCCCAAUCCAGAGAGACAUGGGGGCAAGAAGGACGGGAGUGGAGGAGCUUCUGGAACUUUGCAGCCGUCAUCGGGAGGUGGCAGCUCCAACAGCAGAGAGCGUCACCGCUUGGUGUCGAAGCACAAGCGGCAUAGGUCCAAGCACUCCAAAGACAUGGGGUUGGUGACCCCCGAAGCAGCACCUUUGGGUACAAUUAUCAAACCUUUGGUGGAGUAUGAUGACAUUAGCUCUGAUUCCGAUACCUUCUCUGACGACAUGGCCUUCAAACUGGACCGGAGGGAGAAUGAUGAACGUCGCGGGACUGAUCGGAGUGACCGCCUGCACAAACACCGUCACCACCAGCACAGACGUUCCCGGGACUUACUAAAAACUAAACAGUCAGAGAAAGAAAAAAACCUGGAAGCCUCCAGCAAGUCGGGAUCGAUGAAGGACCGGAUAUCAGGAAGUUCAAAGCGUUCAAAUGAGGAGAAUGAUGACCAUGGGAAGACGCAGAUCUCCAAAAGCAGCAGCAACAAGGAAUCCAGGUCAUCCAAACUCCAUAAGGAGAAGACCCGGAAAGAACGUGAGUUGAAGUCCGGGCACAAAGACCGGAGUAAAAGUCAUCGGAAAAGGGAAACACCCAAAAGUUACAAAACCGUGGACAGCCCCAAACGGAGGUCCAGGAGCCCCCACCGGAAGUGGUCGGACAGCCCCAAGCAAGAUGAUAGCCCCUCAGGGGCUUCUUACGGCCAAGAUUAUGACCUUAGUCCCCCGAGAUCUCACACCUCUAGCAAUUAUGACUCCUACAAGAAGAGUCCGGGAAGUACCUCAAGAAGGCAGUCAAUCAGCCCACCUUACAAGGAACCUUCGGCCUACCAGUCCAGCGCACGGUCACCCAGUCCCUACAAUAGACGACAGAGGUCUGUGAGUCCCUAUAGCCGGCGACGUUCUUCCAGCUAUGAAAGGAGUGGCUCUUACAGUGGGAGAUCACCCAGUCCCUACGGCCGAAGGCGGUCCAGCAGCCCUUUCCUGAGCAAGCGCUCUCUGAGCCGGAGUCCGCUCCCCAGUAGAAAAUCCAUGAAGUCUAGAAGUAGAAGUCCCGCAUAUUCAAGACACUCAACUUCUCAUAGUAAAAAGAAGAGAUCCGGGUCACGCAGUCGACAUUCCAGUAUCUCACCUGUCAGGCUUCCACUGAACUCCAGCUUGGGAGCUGAACUCAGUAGGAAAAAGAAAGAAAGAGCAGCUGCUGCUGCAGCAAAAAUGGAUGGAAAGGAAUCCAAGGGUUCACCUAUAUUUUUGCCUAGAAAAGAGAACAGUUCAGUAGAGGCUAAGGAUUCAGGCUUGGAGUCUAAAAAGUUACCCAGAGGUGUAAAAUUGGAAAAAUCUGCCCCAGAUACUGAACUGGUGAAUGUAACACAUCUAAACACAGAGGUGAAAAAUUCUUUAGAUACAGGGAAAAUAAAAUUGGAUGAGAACUCUGAGAAGCAUCCUGUUCUUAAAGAUUCGAAAGGACAGGGAACAAGAGACUCUAAACCUGUAGCACUGAAAGAGGAGAUUGCUACUCCAAAAGAGACAGAGACAUCUGAAAAGGAGACCCUUCCACCUCUUCCCACAGUUACUUCUCCACCUCCUUUACCAACUACUACCCCUCCACCUCAGACACCCCCCUUGCCACCUUUGCCUCCACUACCAGCUCUUCCACAGCAACCACCUCUGCCUCCUCCCCAACCAGCAUUUAGUCAGGUUCUUUCUUCUAGUACUUCAACUUUGCCCCCUUCUAUUCACCCAAGGACAUCAACUCUGUCCUCUCAGGCAAAUUCUCAGCCCCCUGUACAGGUUUCUGUGAAGACUCAAGUAUCUGUAACAGCUGCUAUUCCACACCUAAAAACUUCAACGUUGCCUCCUCUGCCCUUCCCACCCUUAUUACUGGGAGAUGAUGACAUGGAUAGUCCGAAAGAAACUCUACCUUCAAAACCUGUAAAGAAAGAGAAGGAACAAAGGCCACGUCAUCUACUCACAGACCUCCCUCUCCCUCCAGAGCUCCCUGGUGGGGAUCCAUCUCCCCCAGACUCUCCAGAACCAAAGGCAAUCACACCACCUCAGCAACCAUACAAAAAGAGACCAAAAAUUUGUUGUCCUCGUUAUGGAGAAAGAAGACAAACAGAAAGUGACUGGGGGAAACGCUGUGUGGACAAGUUUGACAUUAUUGGGAUUAUUGGAGAGGGAACCUAUGGCCAAGUAUAUAAAGCCAAGGACAAAGACACAGGAGAGCUAGUGGCCCUGAAGAAGGUGAGACUGGACAAUGAGAAAGAGGGCUUCCCAAUCACAGCCAUUCGUGAGAUCAAAAUCCUUCGUCAGCUAAUCCACCGAAGUGUUGUUAACAUGAAGGAAAUUGUCACAGAUAAACAAGACGCGCUGGAUUUCAAGAAGGACAAAGGAGCCUUUUACCUUGUAUUUGAGUAUAUGGACCAUGACUUAAUGGGACUCUUGGAAUCUGGUUUGGUGCACUUUUCUGAGGAUCAUAUCAAGUCAUUCAUGAAACAGCUAAUGGAAGGACUGGAUUACUGUCACAAAAAGAAUUUCCUGCAUCGGGAUAUUAAGUGUUCUAACAUUUUGCUGAACAACAGUGGGCAAAUCAAACUAGCAGAUUUUGGACUUGCUCGGCUCUAUAAUUCUGAAGAGAGCCGCCCUUAUACAAACAAAGUCAUUACUCUGUGGUACCGACCUCCAGAACUUCUGCUGGGAGAGGAGCGUUAUACGCCAGCAAUAGAUGUUUGGAGCUGUGGAUGCAUCCUUGGGGAACUGUUCACAAAGAAGCCAAUUUUUCAAGCCAAUCUGGAACUGGCUCAGCUAGAACUGAUCAGUCGACUCUGUGGUAGCCCUUGUCCAGCUGUGUGGCCUGAUGUUAUCAAGCUGCCCUACUUCAAUACAAUGAAACCGAAGAAGCAAUAUAGAAGGCGCCUACGAGAAGAAUUCUCUUUCAUUCCUUCAGCAGCACUUGAUUUACUGGACCACAUGCUGACGUUAGAUCCUAGCAAACGUUGUACAGCUGAACAGACCCUACAGAGUGACUUCCUUAAAGAUGUCGAGCUCAGCAAAAUGGAUCCUCCAGACCUCCCCCACUGGCAGGAUUGCCAUGAAUUAUGGAGUAAGAAACGGCGACGGCAGCGACAAAGCGGUGUUUUGGUAGAAGAGCCACCUCCACCCAAAGCCUCUCGAAAAGAAACUAUCUCAGGGACAAGUGCUGAGCCUGUGAAGAACAGCAGCCCAGCACCACCUCAGCCUGCUCCUGGCAAGGUGGAGCCUGGGGCUGGGGAUGCAAUAGGCCUCGGUGACAUCACACAGCAGUUGAAUCAAAGUGAAUUGGCAGUGUUAUUGAACCUGCUGCAGAGCCAAACCGACCUGAGUAUUCCUCAAAUGGCGCAGCUGCUUAACAUCCACUCCAAUCCAGAGAUACAGCAGCAGCUGGAGGCCCUGAACCAAUCCAUCAGUGCCCUAACAGAAGCCACUCCCCAACAGCGGGACUCAGAGCCCACGGCCCCAGAGGAAUCUUUGAAGGAGGCACCCCCUGCCCCAGUGGUCCAACCUUCAGCAGAACAGACAACCCCUGAAGCUUCAAGCACACCAGCUGACAUGCAGAAUAUGUUGGCAGUUCUCUUGAGUCAACUAAUGAAAACCCAGGAGCCAGCAGGCAACCUGGAGGAAAACAACAGUGACAAGAACAGUGGGCCACAGGGGCCCCGAAGAACUCCCACAAUGCCACAGGAGGAGGCAGCAGCAUGUCCUCCUCACAUUCUUCCACCAGAGAAGAGGCCCCCUGAGCCCCCCGGACCUCCACCGCCGCCACCUCCACCCCCUCUGGUUGAAGGCGAUCUUUCCAGCGCCCCCCAGGAGUUGAACCCAGCCGUGACAGCCGCCUUGCUGCAACUUUUAUCCCAGCCUGAAGCAGAGCCUCCUGGCCACCUGCCACAUGAGCACCAGGCCUUGAGACCAAUGGAUUACUCCACCCGACCCCAUCCCAACAGGACUUAUGGAAACAAUGAUGGGCCUGAAACAGGGUUCAGUGCCACUGACACUGAUGAACGCCACUCUGGUCCAGCCUUGACAGAAUCCUUGGCCCAGACCCUGGUGAAGAACAGGACCUUCUCGGGCUCUGUGAGCCACCUUGGGGAGUCUAGCAGUUACCAGGGCACAGGGUGGCAGCAGCAGUAGAAGUGAUGGCCCCUGAGGAAUUUGGUAAUGUCCAUCAAUUACCUGACAUCCGGACCCCUGCAAAAUUCAGUCUCUUUCACAGACUUUAAGGCCAGGUUUGAUGGGCGAUCCCCCCCUGUCCAAACACUGUGCAAAGACACGAGAAGUAGAGGUCUGCCAGCCUGCUUAUUUCCAUCCUCAAUGCCUAGAACUGGGCAGGUCACCAACCUACUGUGCCUACCCCUACCCUUCUUGCUGCCAGAUGUGAAAACAGAGACCCAGAGAAGGGAAAUCAGUUGAAUCCUGCCCUGGAGUUGCUUUUGUUCCUGGAUUUGGAGAGUUCCUGGGAACACGGGGAAAUUGUGUCCCAUUGGUUGGUGAGAGAGCUGGAUGUCUGAACCUCCCACCUCAACACCUCGAAGGUUAUCAUACAGAUGCCCUCUCUAGCUCCCAAAGCCAUGGAAGAAGUGAAGGAAGACAUUUCAGAGGUGGCAGCGCCAUGAUGUCCAUCAGUACCCAGGGAGAGAAGCCAAGGAGAAGAAACAGUGCCCAGAGAGGGAGCCAGGAGGAGUGUGCUCCUGAAACAGCCUUCUUACCCCAUCUCCUCCCCUGCCCCCUCUAACAUGCCAACAAGGCUCUGUGCCCAAGUUGUGCCAGCUCUCCUGGCUGGUGAUCCUGCUCUGCCGUACAGGCAGCUGGCCCUCUGCUCCGGCACAGAGCACAUGGUGGGGUCUCUCGCACUUCUUUCUAACUCAUCCCAGUGUGUCUGUGGUGCAGAUUCCUAGGGAUGCAGGAGGGGGCUGUGGCCCUGCGAGUAGGAAGACCGUGGGCUCUGGGGCCCUUUAGGUGCGUAUCUUCCUGGCUGGAGCGGCUGUGGGGAGGGAGAAGGCUGCUGGCAGCUCACCUGAAUUCAAGGUUCUGGUGGCUCAUAGCAGCAGGGGUGGCUCAUGAAAACAACAGAGGGGAAGGGGGUCCAGGCCUGUUAGAGCUCUCUUUUACCUCAUUUCUCCCUCACUCUGAGCUCUGGAUAGAGGUCUCUCAUCUGGAUUGUGGGGCAAGGAGAGGCCCCAGCUAAGAAAGAAGAGAGGGAAAUGGGAGAGAAGAUAGCAGGGGAGGCUGAGCAUUCCCAGGGAGAGGCUUCCCAGUGAGGAAAGGCUAGUUAUUCUUGCCCCACUGUAUCCAUGGGCUGCACAGAGGGUUCUGUGCUGAGGCAGCUCAGCGCUCCUAGGCACCUUUCAGGAAAGGGGCUUUCCAGGCAGACGCAGCUACUCCUCCCUACUCUCACUUACCUGCCCAGAGGUCUGGGUACCCAGCUGACACCACAUGACUUAGAAAUAUUAAAAAAAAAAAAAGAAAAAGGCACUCUUACAAGACCAGAACCUGGAAGGAUUACCACUACUUGGUCUCAGUACUCUUUCGCUGGAAACAGAAACCAUGAUCUUCAAAGGUGCUGAUUUUCUCUUCCCUUACAGGUCAGGUGGGCAAUGUGCAUCUUCUCCUGACUUUCUGAAUCAGGGGGAUGAUAGACUACUGUGUUUGAGGUCACACCAGCAGAACAGGGCCAGAAAGUGGACCAGGAGAAUCAGCUGUGCUUCUGACCACAGUCCCAAGGGCCUCCCUGUUUCAGCAAAAGGAAAUAGGGAUCUCGGAUACCAGUGUACCCAGACACAUGAUAAAUAUCCUCCCUCUAACCUCAGAGAAGAAUAGGAGGGGAGUUCUCUGACAGAGCCUAAGUUUUCAUUUGCCUAUUUCUAUUCCUUUCACUGAUGACGGCUCUGCUGUCCAGCUGGGAUGAGGGGCCCUCUGCUGGGAUGCUCCUGGGGAUCCAGAGACAGUUUUGAUUGGAGGAAGGGACAGACCAGCUGCUCUUCGUGUAGGGAGAUGGGACCAGCUCCACUCCCCCAGCGCUCUCUGGCAGCAUCAGGAGCCAAGGGGCCCCUGCUGGAACACCCAUAAUAAAGCCCAAUCCUGAACUGAACUGACAUAUCACCUGGCUCUGGUAUAAAAGUGGUGCUGUGAGGGGGAGCCUGGGUGCACCAGGUGGGGUGUAGGCAGGUGUAGGGAGUUCAGCCCCAGGAGAUACAAGGAUCACUCCUCAAUACCACGUGUUCCUCCUCUUAAACCUCCUCAGUCCCCCUUUUCUUCCACCUCCCUUCAGCUGACUCCACUCCUGGCUACCUCAUGCCCUCCAAUCUGAGAAGACAUGGUAAGUAGUUGUCUGUUCCCUAUACUUUUCUCUCUCUCCCUCUCCUCCCCUCCUCCCAACUCCCAGCCAAGAGUUACCCCAUUUGACCUCUUCCUACCAGUGAAUGCCAUCAGGAUCUGAACCUGGAAUCCCCCGCUUCCUCUGAGAAUGCCACUCUGGCUCUGAGACUGACUCACCAGUCCUCAUCCUCCACAUAAGUAUAGCCAGGCCAAGACAGGUAUGUCCACUGGCACCAAGGCCCCUGACCUGAAGCAAGGGCAGCCCUAGGGGUACAGUGGGGCUUGGCCCUAAAUGCGUAUAUGCCUGUGUAUUGGGCACACUGGUUUAUUAGUGUUAUUUCAGCAUUGUGAUGCAGAGAGAGUAAGUGUAACAGCUGCUCCUUGCUUGCAGUGUUUAUUGUUACCUAGAGACAACCUCCUGGCUUUUUCCCAGCUCCCCCUCCCCCCCCAGCCCAACCCCCUCCCUGCCAACAGUUCUCCUCUCCCCACACUGAUGGGAAAUUUAUAGCUUGCCAUACCAUGCCUUUAACUCUCUCCUGUCCAUAAGGUAGAUGGGCCAAGGGAAGCCAGAGUGAGCUGUGAGCAUGCUUAGGCCCUGGCAGGGUAGAAUAGUGCGUGGAGGAGGGAAGGAAGGAUGGAGGGAGGGAAGACACCUCUUGUUCCCAAUCUAUGUCCAGACUCAGGCCCCAGUUUCCCUCCUGGCUCUCAUGUUGAGAGAAAAGAGCUUUGGACCUAGUCUUGGGAUCCCAGGCUCUUCCUCACAAGAUUAUUCUUUUUCCUCAGAUUAUUCUCUAAGCUCCUCCCAUUGGGCUGGCUGGUCCUGAGCAAGUACAGCAAGGUGGUAUUGAGACGGGAGGAAUAAAUGCAGAGUGGCAGAACCCCCAGAUCCCUCCUUUCUAUAGAGAUGUCACAUUGCGACAAACAAGAGGCUCUGGCGUGAGGGAUGCUGGCCAGACCUCCACAGCUGGAUAGAUGUCAAACAUGAAGCUGGCUGCUGAGCCUGGUGGGGAAAACUGACCACCUUAACUUCACCCUGAGCCCAGGACUUAGGUCCUGAAAGAGUCCCAGGCCGUCCUCCAAGUUGGUCUCCUUGGUCUGGGUAGGCUGCUCUCUCCACUUUCCUUCCUGGUCCAUUUUCUGCUGCUCAUCUUUUGGUUUGAUACCUUGGGGAAGAGCCAAGAGACCAAGGAACUGAGGCCUCAACAGUCCUGGGGAAAGAGAAAUUCCUCAAUCCCCUCCUGACCCAGGACCUUUCAUGGAGGGGCACCAUGUCAUAUAUUCACCAUCCCCACUGGAAACAAGAGAGGAAAAGGGAUUGGAUUUUAGCAGAAAGGAUAGCGGUUAGACACAUGGAAAAACUUACUCUUGGGAUAUAAGACUUCAGAAUGGACCUACUUCUCUUUAGAGAUUUUUCUUUUGCCCGGUAUGAGUUUAAGUCUGUGUCCACACAAGGGGCAUUGGAAGAACAAAGGGUACUUUUCUGGGGCGCCUCCAGAUGUGGGCCUCAGUGCAGUUCCCUCCUCAGUUCUUCUAAACAUAGUAUGUGUGGUGGUUAGAUUGUAAGUUUUAGAGGCCGACAGCCUUGAGUUCCAAUGCCAGUGCUGCCAUUUACGAGCUGUACCACCUUGGUAAGUCGUUGAACCUCUUUUAGCCCUAGUUUCCUUGUCUGUGAAAUGCAGAUAAACAACCUUUUAAGGUGGUGAAGAGAAUUUAGUGAAAUAAUGUGUGUAAAGUACCUAGGACAGUGCCUGAUACUGAGUAGGUGCUCAGUCAACAGUGGUUGAUAGAGUCUAACAGAGUCUAUUAAUUUUAUGGAAUCAUCACGGCUGACAUCGUGUCAAAGACUCUAUGAGUCCCCUGGAAUUAUAGGCCAAAUGUGAGUAUGUGUGUGUGCUGGGGAGGAUGUCCAUAGUUUUAUUGAUGAUUUGGAGCAGGGGGUGGCAGUCUCCUGGAAAGGAAGUAGCCCCAAUCCUUUGACUCAUACUCCCAAAGAAGUCAGUUUCCCCAUUCCCAUGCCUCCAGCUAGGAGUUCCUUAGGUAGUGUUCUGCCUGGAAGUACAGCUUCAUCUAGGAUGGAGCUGGGAGAGACAACCAUUAAGAUAGCAACACACACACACAAAAAAGAUAGCAACACAGAGGAAUUCCCUGGCUGUCCAGUGGUUAGGACUCUGCGCUUCCACUGCAGGGGGCAUGGGUUUGAUCCCUGGUCAAAGAACUAAGAUCCUACAUGCCACGUGGCGCAGCCAAAAAAAAAAAAAAAAAAAGAUAGCAACACAGAGCACUUGCCAAGCACUUUACAGUUUGUCAAGUGCAUUUACCUACAUUAGCUCUUUUAAUACCCAGAACAUCCCAGUAAAGUGAACUACCAUUUAUUGACUGCCAGGCAUUGUGCUCAGUGUAUUUUUU